AUGGCAGCUCUAGACCUUUCAAUAUUGACCAAAAAGACACUUGCUGUCUCUCGCGGCUUCAUCUACACCUACUACACCUCGCCCGCUCACAACUCCAAGCCCACUCUCCUCCUCUUUCACGGCUGGCCUGAUACGGCGCGCCUCUGGGCCGGUCUCACGAACAAUUACCUCAUCCCGCAUGGCUACGGCGUCGUGGCCCUAGAUAACCUCGGCUUCGGCGAUACGUCAAAGCCCACCGAUCCAGAAGACUACGCAUGGCACCGUCUCGCAGCGGACGCCAUCGAAAUUCUCGACGCCGAGGGCUUGAUCAAAGUCAUCUCACUCGGCCACGACUGGGGCUGCCUCAUCGUCCAGCGGUUAUACAACUUUCACCCCGAUCGCAUCUGCGGUCUCAUCACGUUGAGCGUCCCGUACAUGCCGCCCACCGGCCACUUUGAUCUCGAAACGGUCAAUGAAAUGACGAGAAAUGCAUUCGGCUUCGGCAUCUUUGAGUACUGGCACUUUUUCCUCGCCGAGGACUCGGUAGACAUCAUGAACACAAACCUCGAGUCCGUGUAUAGCGUCACAUUCGGCGACCCGCACACCUGGCUCGAGAACUGGUGCACGCCCGGCAAGAUGCGCGAGUUCAUUACCCGAGGCCGCACGCAGCCGACGCUACCGUUCGCUACACCGGAGCACAGGGCCGACUUUAUGGAGCGUUACGGCAACGAUGGUGGGUUUGCUGCGCCAAGAUGUGUUUACGUUGUGACCAGGUCCGGGAUCUCAGCCAGGUCGGAGAGGAUGCUGGACGAGGAGGUGAAGACGGUUCGGGUGCCGGUGCUGUACUGGGGCGGGGAGCAGGACUACGUGUGCAGGCCUGAACUGCUUCAGCAGAGCAUCGCUGCUGGCGUGCUGCCUGAUGUCAAGAGUGUCACGAGAGAAGGCGGACAUUGGGCUUUUCUUGAGAAGCCGGUUGUAUUUGGAGAGGAUGUGAUGGGAUGGUUGCAAGAGACAUUUGACAGUUGCUCUUGA
Colletotrichum phormii is the source of this 1011-nucleotide messenger RNA. RefSeq names its product Alpha/Beta hydrolase protein. Bases 1 to 1011 code for a protein of 336 amino acids. The transcript has a single exon. The record is from RefSeq and is a predicted model, not a curated record. Lineage: Eukaryota; Fungi; Ascomycota; Sordariomycetes; Glomerellales; Glomerellaceae. Gene Ontology annotation, molecular function: hydrolase activity.